Molecule: messenger RNA, 1965 nt
Organism: Zymoseptoria tritici IPO323
Lineage: Eukaryota; Fungi; Ascomycota; Dothideomycetes; Mycosphaerellales; Mycosphaerellaceae
Exons: 2
Coding region: 1-1965 (654 amino acids)
Biological process (GO): positive regulation of transcription by RNA polymerase II
Cellular component (GO): nucleus
Source: RefSeq, a predicted model, not a curated record
AUGGAUCCCUCAACACCACAGACGGUCGCGCAGGCCGUGCAAGCAGCCACGCAGGCCGCCGCGCAUCAGCCCUCACCUCCCGUGCAGGCACCGUCGCACUCCACCUCGACCAUCGACAACCUCACAUGCCAAUGGCAAGGUUGCGGAGAGCGAUGCGACAACGCCGAAGCCCUCUAUGACCACGUCUGCGAGCGUCACGUCGGUCGCAAGAGCACCAACAACCUCAACCUCACCUGCCAGUGGGGAGCCUGCCGAACCACCACCGUCAAACGCGACCACAUCACCUCCCACAUCCGCGUACAUGUCCCGCUCAAACCACACAAGUGCGACUUUUGCGGCAAGGCCUUCAAGAGACCGCAGGAUCUGAAGAAGCAUGUCAAGACACACGCCGAUGACAGCGUGUUGAUGAACUCGCCGCAUCAGGGACAAAAUGGAAGAGGUGCCAGCGCAGGCAUCGGACAACAGAAUGGCAAGCCAUCCUACUACACCAACGGCCACGACAACUCCAUGAGCAACCCAUACCCGAGCUACCAGCCGAGCAUGGCCAAUGGCGCCGGGGCUGGAGGCUACGCCCAAACCGCUGGCAACGGUCAAUACGCUGGAUACGGCUCCGUCAGCUACCCCAACAGCUCUGCCAUGGCCGACAUACAGUCCAUGGACACCCGCCGUCGUGCUAUCGAGGCGCUCAACGACUUCCUCGGCGACAUCAAGCGUCGUGCGAUUGAUCCUAGCAGCUACUACGACGUCGGUCACAGACUCCAAGGCAAUGCGCUGCCUCUUCCCGUCCAAUCUGGCACCGGCUACAACACUGGAUACAACAACAGCGGAUACACCGGCGGCAACUUCAACGCUGCGAGCCUCCUUGAGUCAUUUAACCACGGCGGCAUGAACGGAGGCGGUGGACAAGGUGGUGUUGCCACUGGAGGCUACUCUCUCCCACUUCCCAACGCCCGUACCAAGGGCGACCUCCAAGACAUCGACCGCUUCCUCGAGCAGCUGCAAGCAACGGUCUACGAGACCAGCAAGGGCUACGAGAGUGGCAGCCACGCUGCUGCAGCUGGCAUUCAACAACCUGGUCUCCACGCACAAUUCACUGGCGAGUUCGGUCUCGGCCACGGUGGAUAUCGGUCCAGCAACAGCCCUCCCAGCUUCCAAAACCACCUCAGCAGUGGUGGACUCGGCAGUCUCGGCGGCAUGAGCUCCAGCUCCAUGCAAGGUGUUCCCGCUUCCGCCUCCGCUCUGGAUACCCCAGCCUUGACUCCCGCAUCCGUCUCCUCGUACAGCUCUAGCCACUCCCCAAUGAGCAGCCACAGCAGAGCGUCAUUCGGCAGUUCCGGUGGCCACAUGUACCCAAGCCUACCCGCCGUCACCGGCAUGUCCGACAUUGGCUCCAACUACCCCACCACAACGUCUGCACCAGCAUCUGGUCUCUCUUCCGGAUUCGAAGGCCUCGACGGUCGACGAUACAGCGGUGGCCGCCUGCAACGUCAAGCUCCCGCCAGCGAGUCGCAAGACACCGAGAUGGCGGAUGCGGAAGAUGCUGGCAACCGCACUCCAAAGCAGUCCGACGUGAAGCGUCCAGAGAGCAAGGGUGACAGUAGCAUUGACCCAGCUCUCCGUAACGAACACGCCGACUCAUCCGCAUCGACCCCAGCUGCUACGUCCGAAGUCGACGACAAGCGUCAGGAGGAGUGGGUCGAGAACAUCCGUCUCAUCGAGGCAUUGCGGAAGUGGGUCGGAGAGCGACUCAAGGUCGGCGACUACGACAACGGCGAGGCAUCAACCGAAGACCAAGCGGUCGACAUGGACAUGAAGACCGCCGAGACCGCAAAGAUGGUCGCGGAGAAGCUGCGGGGCGCCAUCAACGAAGCCAACCAGCAGGAGGCUGCAGCUGCCGCUGCCGCCGCCGCCGCCGCCGCCGGUACACAGGAGGAUGUCAAGUACCCAAGCUUGCCGACGGCAUAG